UACCAAACCAAAUAAUCAAUGGAUUUUAGAGAUAAGGAUCACUACGAAUCAUCAGCUAUCGAAAUCAGCCUUGCAAAAGAAGAGCAAAAGGCUAAUUUCUUCAGAGAUAAAUAUCCUGAUUUUUCUACAAAAACAAAGCCAAAACUAAGAAUGAUGAAGCCCAAAACAAACUCAACCUCAACAGGGAACUACUUCAUAAAGAAAACUAAAAUCAAAAAGAAGGUCAAGCGCAGCUGAGAUACCUCAGAAAGGAGGAAUAGUAAAACCGGAAACAAAAGUAUUGGCCCUAAAAAGCUGGCUAACUCUAAGAUAAGUACCAGCAAGCAGAACAUCCAUAAAAAGGUUGAAAGUAAGAAAACUAAACAUCUGAGGAAAUAUUUCAAAGACCAAAUUAAGAGCGGUGAAAGGAUGAAACUUAAUAUACUCACUCCCACAUAUGAGAAAGAAAUAAAAUUCCCAGCUAGAAACACCACAAAGCACAACGACCCCAGAAAUAUCCCAAAGAAUGAUAAUUCAAAAUUUGAGUCUUCAAGAAAAACUGAUGGCUCACAGAAGAACUCUAAGCUGUCUACCAUGCCUUUCCCUCUGACAAUGCAAGUGGCAGAGCAGAAGAUUCAAGGAAUUAGUAAUCUAAGCAAUCUGUUCUCACCUAUUUCGAAUAAAAAGCACAAGAAGAGUAUCGAUUCUAGUGCGAAAAGCAAGAAAAGUAAGAAGGUCUAUGAAUCCCCUAUCACUAAGAAUCUGCACUCUUCUAAUAAGAGAGCUUGCCCCACUGACAACAAAUUUGAGCCUAUUAGAGGAAGUGUCUCCUCCAUUAAGCCAUCCAAAGGAGAUACAGACACCGAAUCUCUUAUUAAAAACUCCAGAACCGUGUUUAAAGAGUACAAGGAAUGAGCAAAAAUUCCAGUAAACCUCCAGAAGCAGAAAAGAGACAAUAUCAAGAGAGGUAGCAGUAACACCAAUGAAAAUGACGUUAAUAUCUCAGACAACGCAGUCAUUGAGAAAGAAGCCUCAAAAAGUAAGCCCAAAGUGUCACCUAAUGGCAUUAUUAAAUAAGAUUGCUGAGUCCCUCGAUGCUUGGCAAGCAAAGAAAAGACAUAAGUCUUUCAAAAACAAGCCGCAAGAAGCAUAUCAUCCUAAAUUAAGUACCAAUAAGAAGUUCCAAACUAGUUAUCCUCAAGAGCCUGAUCAGUGUUCGAAUUAUAAUUCAAGCAGCUAUAUUCCGAAGAACGACUCUUGUGGAUUAACUCAUGAAGAUAAGAGGCGUCAAAAAUUACCUCCCCAGAUCUACAUCCCAAAUCAAUAUGAUCACUAUAAUCAACAAAAAGAUUCAGAGGAUCUUGACAAAGGAUGUAAACGCUCACGAAGCUCAGAUUUCAUUUUUGUGGAUCCUACUUACAGUUCCUUAGUCAACAGCACUCCUAGCUGCUCAUGAGCAAAUUGUUGGCAAAAUCCAAACCCAUGUGGACUUCCUAGACAAAUGCGUCCAUGCCAGGAUACAAAACUAACCUCGGUAGAUUAUUUCAACCAAGGUUGCUUAAAGGAGUGCAGUCGUUGCCACCAUUCAAACCCUAGAGAGCCAACUCCUAAAAGUACCUUUGAGAACAGCAGAUCACAGAACAAUUUUAAGUUCCGAACUAAAUGCUUGGCUGAUACCAAAAAGAUUCAGCAGCACCGGUCCCAAGAAAAGGCUCAAAAUUUAAAAAUUUCCAACUGGCACAACCUGAUGGUAUCUAAAACUAAGAAUCCCAAAAAGCUUAAGAAAAAGAAGAAUGCUGCUCUACUAAAAGCAAAGAUCUCUAAAGCUAUUCCUGUAAGGAAGAGGAACAAGCAAAUCAAAAAUCUUGUCAAUUAUAUUGAUGACCCUCACCCAGGAAUAAGGAAAGGGAAACUCACACCAUAUGAUUUGUCAAUAAAGAAGAUCAAGAGGUACACUCCAGUGCAGGACUUGACAAAGUAUGAAGUGCAACAUAUGAACCAACGCAAGAUGGGCAGUACUUCUAGAUGUCUCUGCUCAAGUACUCAUUCUAAGGGAAGUAACAGUUCUCUAAACAGCAAAUAUUGGUCUAGCCAACAUCUGAAGAAACUCAGAAAUCACUAUGAUCAUAGAACUAUUACAGAGGAAGGCACAAGAGAAACCUGUUGCAAAGACUCAUACCUUUGUAUGGGCUCAUUUGAGGUGCCAAAUAGCUAUGAAAGAACUCUAAUUCCUCACGAUGAAUCACACAAAUUAUCUCUGAUUAAAAAUAAAGUCGAGCAGACUUUGAACACCUAUAGAUCCUACUGCUCAAAUCUUCAGCAAGAAAUGGCAAAAUUGAAGCAUGAAAAUAUGAAACUAAGGAAUUUAAUGAGGUUGUCAUAAAUACAGCAUUA
This is a messenger RNA of Moneuplotes crassus, 2373 nucleotides long. Lineage: Eukaryota; Ciliophora; Spirotrichea; Euplotida; Euplotidae. The record is from the annotation of a GenBank genome assembly.